This is a messenger RNA of Sardina pilchardus (European sardine), 3132 nucleotides long. It is a transcript of the gene mmd, whose product is annotated as monocyte to macrophage differentiation-associated. Gene Ontology annotation, cellular component: membrane. The transcript is spliced from 7 exons. Gene Ontology annotation, molecular function: pore-forming activity. NCBI's taxonomy places the organism in Eukaryota, Metazoa, Chordata, Actinopteri, Clupeiformes, Clupeidae. The record is from RefSeq and is a predicted model, not a curated record. The coding region runs from base 340 to 1059 and encodes 239 amino acids.
GGACAUCAGGAACAUGAAGUAUAGCGACAUGGUGUGGGUGGCUGCCAACGCGGUGGUGGUUUUAAGUCGAACCUAUCACUUGAUUGAAGCAUAGCCAGCUUUAAUAGCAGGAAUGCUUUUGAGGAAACGAUUGAAAUAGUGCCUUACCGAUUUCCUGUACGAGAAUAUUUUGAAAGAAAGAAUGACUGAGCUGUCGAUGUAGAUGGUCAACGUAAAAGCUCUUAUAGCUUGCUAGCUUACCAAUUUGCCUUCGUUAUUUCCCUCGUUCGGUCAGUUUCGCUCUCAGAUCUAUUAGACAUUUCAUCUAGCUUGCAUUUUCUUGCCAAAAUAAACAUUGCAAUGAAGAGAGCGAAUAGCUUUCAGAGGUUCAUGAACAGCAGAGCUGCAGCAAACUGCCGAUAUCAGCCCACCUGCUAUGAGCAUGCUGCUAACUGCUACACACACGCGUUUCUCAUUGUCCCAGCAUUCGUUGGGAUGGCCUUGCUGCACCGUCUCUCCGACGACCGCUGGGAGAAGAUCACAGCCUGGGUGUAUGGCAUGGGCCUGUGUGCGCUCUUCUUGGUCUCCACCGUCUUUCACAUCAUCUCAUGGAAGAAGAGCCACAUGAGGUCGAUGGAGCACUGUUUCCACAUGUGUGACCGCGUAGUUAUCUACUUCUUCAUCGCUGCCUCCUACACACCCUGGCUGAAUCUGCGUGAGCUGGGCCCUAUGGCAAGUCACAUGAGGUGGUUUGUGUGGUUGAUGGCCGCCGCAGGGACUAUUUACGUGUUCAACUAUCAUGAGAAGUAUAAACUGGUUGAACUGGCCUUUUACCUAACUAUGGGAUUCUUUCCUGCUUUGGUUGUGACCUCAAUGAGCAACACAGAGGGUCUGUCUGAGCUGGCUUGCGGUGGCCUCAUCUACUGCCUGGGGGUGUUCUUCUUCAAAUCGGACGGGGUGAUACCAUUCGCCCAUGCCAUCUGGCACGUGUUUGUGGCACUGGCUGCAGCCGUGCACUACUACGCCAUCUGGAAAUACCUCUACAGGACCCCCGGGCCAGACGAAAUCAGGGAGGCCUAACGGCCCGUCACUCGUCUCUGCCUCGAUCUCCUCUCCCUUCUCCUCUUUUCCCUUCUUUCUUCUCUCGUCUCUCUUCUUAUUCUUUUUUUCUUUCUCCAUUUCUUUCUUAUUUUCCUUCCCCCUCUUUCUUCUCUCUCUCUCUCUCUCUCUCUCUCAUCCCCUCCUCCUGAUCCUCUCUGCCCUCACCUCUCUAUGGCCUCUUCUGCUCCUGCUUCUGCACCUCCUCCUGUUCUCCACUCACUAGCAGGCAGAUCAUGACCACACACACCCACACAUACCCCCCCCCCCCCACACACACACACACACACACACGCACACAAGACUCUGCUCCUCUCCACUGGGCCAGACUGCAGAAGAGAACAAAAUGGACAGAAAACAACAACAACAGCAAAAGUUUACGAGUACAACUGUGUAUUGUUUACCAUUUUUGAAGCAACUGGAUAACAGCACUCACACAUUUCAGCCAUUGAGAGGAUCACAUUUCUUUCCGUUUUUGAGUUCUAAAGCUCAUGUCUGUCUCGGUAUGAGAAGGAGAGGAAACUCUCCUUUUCUGCUUUGAAAAUGCUCAGUCCUACUUGGGAAACGGCAGUAUAUAGUCCAUGUUCUUUGAAGCUCUUUGAUAUCACACCUUUCUAUUACAAAACAUUCCACGGCAAAUGUCACCCACAGGGAUUUUUAUCAAGCAUUUUCUAGUCCUCACUCAAGACCAACACUGGAGGUUUGGUCAUGAGCUCAUGUCAUUCUAGCAGUCAUGCUUCUAUCCACACAAUACAUAUCCACUGAGGAUCACUCACUUCAACAUUUGGCUCUUUGGUGCGGUUUUUGUACGGUGGUGUUGUCUGUACUAUGGAGCAGUAUUUGAAAGUGCUGACUUUCAUAUUUUUUUCCAAGGCGCUUUUGUAACGCGAAGAACCACUUAUAUUUGAUAUCUUUGACUUUUGUUGAGUAACUCUCGCCGGUGAGCAGCUUGUAAUGUUUCAAAGGCCCCAGAGUAAUCGUGUUGAAUGUGAUGAUGAUGAUUUUCUUUUUCUUUUCUUUUUUUCUUUUGUUACUCUAACCGAUAUCGGAAUGCUAUCAUUCAGUGACUGUGCCCUGUGAUGCUUUUUUUGUCAUCAUUGAAGCUGAUCAAAAAGUGUAAAUUUUCUUAUUGUUAGCGUUUCGACAUUUACACUAAUCAGUGAUCAAACGUUUGCUGCCACUCCCCCAUUAUUUAUGCUUUUUGUCAGUACAUACUCACCACUCAGCUGAGAAAUGUAUGCUUAAGAGUCAUGGCUACGCAGAGCUCAGUGCUUUUAAAACCCAGACCUCAUCCAAGAACAGACUUGCUUGGCUUGCGUAUGACUCACGAUGAAGUCUCAUGUGGAAGCAGAAUUAAAUGUAGAAGAAAGGACUUGGAAUGAGAGAACCAUAUUCAGCACUGUAUCAUCUGCCUAUUUGUUUUCAGCUGAAUAGAAAAGAAAUGUUUUCCGUCGACCCACGUGAUCAUACUGUGCUGUGCUGUGCUGGACUCUUAAGGACUCCUAUCUGCAGUAUGGGAUUCAUCAGCCAUGCUGUGAGGAGAACUGAAUCACCAGAUGUGGCCAGUGUUCUCGAAUAUCACAUAGUUUUAACUUACCCUUAAACGCGGAAGGUACACAUCCAGAUUCUGGUAUUUCUGACCGGAUCUUCGUGCUGUACCUACACGUCGUGUGGCUAGUGUGAUUAAUACUCAGUGUUUUAAACUGCAUGGUGGUCGGUAAAUGUGUGCUUUUAUCUGGUUUCACUCUUCUUUUUUCUUCUUCUGUGAAUAUGUGAGAACCACAAGGGUUGAUGAUGCUAAUUUUGAUAAAUGUGAGUAUUCAAAGCACCCAAUUCCCAGUUUUGUAAUAUUUGUACAUUCUGUUUUGGCACAUAAUUCUGUACUGGCCUUUUGAAAAACAAAAAAGUAAAAAAAAAAAAAAAAAGAUCUUCUAAUGCUACUUCUCUAUUUUAAGUAACCUUCUGGUGUUCUGGUGCUGUACAUAAACAUUUGUGUCUGAUUCUUAAAAGAUUUCAUAUGUGUUAAUACAAAAAAUAAAGCCUUGUUUGACAUUA